GGAGGAUCGGAAGGAGCUUCCGCGGGUGGCGUAAUUCCAAACGCGAUGUCCUCAUCCUCUGCGAUCAAAGUCGAUACAACUUUGAGUGGAGCUGGAGGCAUGACUGGCACUGCUGGGACCGAUCCAGUACGUCAAGGCAUUGCAGCUCCUGUUGCGAAAUUGGCCUCAAUGCCAGUCCAGCACAACAAUAUAGACAGAAAGUCAAAGCUUCAGCUGCAGAUGUUACGACGUAAGCAGGUCUCUUCAGCCAAAACAAGCGCAAGAAGACAAAGCUAUGAUCAUGACAGCGAGACUACUUCCGGAGGGAACGGCGUGUCAAGGUAUAAUUGCUCAUUUCAUGUCGAUUUCAAUGAUGCACAUGACGUAGUUCUUGGUCCUCACGAAAGCCGCGAAAAGCAUCAAGAAGAUGAGGAUGCUCUUUCCGUUUCCACGAUCGAUGACAGUGAUGCUUCAUAUCUGGACGGUAGGCACGAUCACAAAUCUGCGCAAUUAAGGGACGCUUUGCCAGCGCCAAGUAGCCGAGCAGAUCGUGGUCUUGAAGAUGUUGUUCAUGGCUCUUCGAUCAGCAAUAUAUCAACCAAGCAAGAAGCAAGAUCCACUGGUCCAUCAACAAUGACAUCAGCGACAGCCGCGCCGAAGCCGUUCGAUGCUGACGUGUUGCGGAAGGAGAGGCGCGAUGCUGCCGGUUUCAGUGUCCCGUGGGUCAAUCUACUCCCACCCGCGGGACCGGAUAAGAGUCUCGAACUCUCUACCCUGGAGCAACAUUACAGUCUCCAAGUUCUUGCGCAUAGGUGCCCAAUAUUAAUGGCGAUUGUCCGUCAUUUCGUUUCGGGUGAGGUUCAUCUGCAAAAAGGAGAAGUUGUCCAUACCUCGAGUUGCGAGCACCAGAACUACGAAAUAGCGGGUGGUGGAAAAUAUGCUGACACUGGCAAUCUACGAAAAAAUAACGCAGGAGCAAAAUCUGGUCGAGUUGUACCAGAGCAUCAACAACACAACCGCAAGGUCAACAACGCCAGUGGGGGCAUACUCGAUAAUCGUGGUCGUGAAGAGCAAAUCAAAAUCGAUAACAAGAACCAGGAGCGCAUGGUAUUGAUGAAGAGAAGUAUUGUUUUUGAUUCACCCUUGUUUCGUGUUUGGCGUGGGACAGUUGAUAGGGCCCUUCAAGAUCGCAUGGCGUUUGGGAACAUAUUCGGUGCUUCGAUACCACCCUUCUACUUUUGGCACGUGGGAAAUGUGCGCUCUUUACCCAUUUCUGGAAAGUGGAUCUGCUCCAGUACAGUUUUGGAAGGUGCCAGUGCUGGUGCUGCUGCAGCAAGCGCAAUGGGACUUCUUACACUUCCUAAGAAAGAGAGUUUUGCGUGUGAUAACCAAUCUGUUGCUCGUCUUGGUCAUUCAGGAUUUUCCAAUGCAACAUUGCGAGGUGUAGGCGAGGAUUCACUGGAACACGGCUUGUUUUUGUUACUUGAUGGCGGAGUCGACGAGUACAACACAUACGCGCGUGAAGCUGAUUCGCUUUAUGGUGCCAACAAUAGCUCUGCUUCUGGCGGCGGUACAUACGGCGAUGUUGCAAGAGCUGGCCUUCGAGGAGAACUUGAACUUCUAAUGCCUGGCAAUAUAGCACAUCAACAGGAGAAAGCGUCUCAGCAGCACAAGACUAUUGAGAAUUUGGCUGGACGUAUCUUGUAUACUCAGCAGCAGUUUCGAGAAACCCGGCGUCGCCGAGUCAUCACAUGUAACACAAACUUACGAUCAGAUGCCUUUUUCCGUCUCGAGCGGCUGAAACAACGUCUUGGUUCGGAGAAGCAACGAAUACAAGAGCUUCAGUACGAGCUGGAUAGGGUCGAAAAUUUGGAAUCGUCGUAUACUUCUAGACGCCCUCCUCAUGCAGCACGAAUAGAUCAUCAGGUUGUUGUUGACCACGUCCACGACGAAGACGAACACGAAGAGUCAUCUUCGGACCAACUAAGUGAAAGCUCUAGUUCCUCCGACUCGACCGUAUUUUCACAUAGUCCACAUUCGACGUCAACAGUUUCCAUGAACGACGACUUCGAGGACCGCGAAGAACGAGAGAUCAGGAAACACGAGGACAAGAACAAGAGCUGUUGUAGCGAGCAUGAAAAAUAUAGACAAGAAAAAUCUUCAACAUCUCCGUCUUCGGGCCCAUUGCUCAACAUCAUAUCGAUGUCCACCUCAACCGCCACAACAUCAUAUAUGUUAUCUUCUUCCAUGCAAGGUCUCGAGAAACAAGAUCAAGACGGAUCCUACGUACAGGAGAUCCGUGAUUUGCUGUUCCAAGUCGGGCAUUGGGAGCAGUGUGAAGGUCAGACGCGUGAAUUGAUUCACGGGGCAGAGCACCGCCUGUUGCAACAGGAAGCGCGAUUCCGGGACCGACUGCGUGAGAGAGACGCGUACUACGCUCUCCUGGAACAGCAUUGGCGGGCACAGCUCGAACAGCUGCUAAAGGAGCAAUUGCUAGCAGAACGCGAGGAAAUGUUGUCGUUGUGUCAUCAACAGUUGGGCAUAGUUGUACCAGAAGAAGACAAGCUGAACUUUUACGGUGGAUCUGUACGCGGCAUCAACGAGGAACGAGCAGCAUUUCGAUGCCACCUGCGAGAUCGCGAACAGUACUUAUGAAUACAUGUCUUUUUGAUACAAGAAGUACUUCAUUUGGUACUUAGUUGUUUAUUAGAAUGUAUGAGCACUUUCAGUUUCACCCUCUAGCAAUUGCAACGUGGAACUAGGAAAGCAAAUGACGAAGGUAAGUAGAACUCGACCCCCCCCGUCUACGUCACAAUAAUCAGAAAAAUCCCUGUAGAAGUCAAGAACUUCAUCUAAGUACAUAAUUUCGUCGUUCUAAUCUCUCUGUUGGUUGUUGAAAAACGCAAAUUACUGGAAGCUGUGCAUGACACUGUGGACCAACUGAGCGAGGAUUACCGAACUCACGCAGAAUGUCUGGAUGAGAAGAAGGCGGAGUUGGAACAGCUGCAGAAUUACAUGCGAAAUUAAGGCUUCCCCUAAUGAUCGAUCUUCAGAGAAGUCAUCCUAGGAGAGUGACUUUUCAAGGGAGAGAGGGACCCUCCAGGAUGUACUAUCUCGAGAUGGAUAAGGGCGAGCUCUAACAAAAGCUGCGUGAGCGGCAUGAUUUGAUCAACGAGUGCGUGGCUCUGGAACAAAAAGACUAUACAGCAAGUGGCGGUAGCGAUCGAAUAGUCAUGGAUGUGGAAGCCUGAGAGUAAUUUGGAUUAGUACGGCUACGGCCAUAGAAAUUGUGAGCCGCGGCAGUGGGUUCGUCUUCUUGUAUGUUCGUUGUUUAGAAGUAGGUGUUGAAUUUUGCUACAAGAACUUUGAGCAGAAUAGCGAUAGGGUGCUAGAAAGUCAAAAGUAAGCAGUAAAAAAGUAAUACCAGUACUUGUUAUUAUUUCAAAAUAUGGAAAGGUACCCGAUAAAGACAAAUUGAAUAGUAGGAGAUGUAGGUGUAGAAGAUAAAGAGCUAGAGUUUAACUUGAAAUCUUUGGGGCAAACGCAAAGCAGAGCAUAGUAAUGCAAGGUCCAGCGUGUAGUACUACCCAGAUGCAGAAGUAGAUUCUUCCGGAUUUCGUAAAAUUGCCGGAGCCGUAGUACGGCAUCUCGGGUAUGUUGAGUUUUUCUUGAUCAUGUUCAACGGAUUAAGACACUUCACUUGACCAUGUUCCUCUGAUAAGCGUUCCUCACUUGCAGGUGGUUGAAGAUACACUUCCACCCGCUCGAAUUGUUUGUUUUUGUCAGCACCUGCAUUAGCACCAAGAAGUUGGUAAGGAAGUAAAGAAGGCAUCAUGUUGCACAAGCGUCGGACGCGUUCUUCGCAAAUGAAAAUCGAAACGGUUUUUGCUUCUAGUACUAGUUGUUCUCCUCAUCCUCCACAGCCUCGAAUGGACGAACGCGAACGGAUAAUCCUUCC
Messenger RNA from Amoebophrya sp. A25, 3937 nucleotides. The record is from the annotation of a GenBank genome assembly. NCBI's taxonomy places the organism in Eukaryota, Dinophyceae, Syndiniales, Amoebophryaceae.